AAUAGAACGCGUUCAGGCGGCCGAACUGAUUCUACAUUCUACAGGUUCGAGCAGCAUUCGCCCAAAGAUUUAGGCUUGACAUUAUAGAACAUUAAAAACUAAAAUCAGAGGUCUAUAUGUUAUAUAGGAUUUUAUAAUUGUGUGGGACGUUUUUGCCAUUACCAAGAGGGGAGGACAUUGACUAUCAUGGAAACUGCUGUGUUAAAUCUGCACAGCGUGUUCGAUAAUUUGAGGUCCCAGGUUGACAUCCUAAAUGAGAGCAUUGAGCCCCAGUUCAUUCAGAUGGCAGUCAAUUUUGAGGACUGUCGUCGUAGAUGGCUCAGGGUUGAGCAAGAUUUGGGGUCGUGUAAGGAAGUGCUAUCCAAGGCAGAGACAGAGAGAGGGGCCUUGGAGGUCCAACUUAAGCAUGCCCGUAAUCAAAUUGAUGUGGAAAUUCGCAGACGCCAGAAGGCUGAAGCAGACUGUGAAAAGUUGGAUCGUCAAAUCCAGCUCAUCAGAGAACUGCUGAUAACUGAGGGGUCCAGCCAUAGCAUCCAGCUUAAUGAGGAGCAGCGCUCAGCUUUGGCCUUUCUCAACGCUCGCUCUCAGGCACCACCAAACCUCAACACAAGCCGGAGACUGACCACCAUUGAUGAAUCAGCUUCCAUUCUGUCAGACAUCAGCUAUGAUAAAACCGAUGACUCCUUGGACUGGGACUCCUCUGUCGUGAGGACUGUGCGACUCAAGAAGCGAGAGAAGAGGCGCUCAUCCCGCAACCACAUUGAUGGUCCACCAUGUGCUUCCAAAAGAUCUCGUUCAACUGGCAGAACUUCGGAAAGGGGAAAUGAGUCUAUUGUUGCCAAGACUACAGUGACUGUGCCUGCUGAUGGAGGACCUGUGGAGGCCAUCUCCACUAUCGAGGCUGUUCCCUAUUGGACCCGCAGUAAGAGAAUGACUGGCGUCAUGGAGUGGGACUCUGAGUCUGUCCAGUCUGAGAACGUCUUCAAACAGCCCAGCAGGCCUGAGAGAGAGACAAGGGCGCCUAGCACACCACAGAGCAAUGGGGGCGUUCGUCUUCAUGAGUUCUGUUCUAAAACGGUUAUUAAGCCUGAGUCAUGUGUGCCCUGUGGUAAGAGGAUCAAAUUUGGGAAGAUAUCCCUGAAGUGUCGCGACUGCAGAGUUGUUACUCACCCUGAGUGCCGUGAAAGGUGUCCCUUGCCCUGCAUCCCCAACCUCGGUGGCACUCCUGUCAAAAUAGGAGAGGGCACGCUGGCUGACUACGUCUCGGCCACAUCUCCUAUGAUUCCCUCUCUGGUGGUGCACUGUGUCAAUGAGAUUGAGCAGAGGGGGCUGCAUGAGGUUGGGCUGUACCGCCUAUCUGGUUCAGACCGCACAGUAAAGGAUCUGAAAGAGAAGUUCCUGCGUGGCAAGACUGUUCCGCUGCUAUGCAAGGUGGAUGACAUCCACGCCAUCACAGGCCUCCUUAAGGACUUCCUGAGGAACCUCAAGGAACCUCUCCUCACUUUCCGUCUGAACCGUGCCUUCAUGGACGCAGCAGAGUUAGCUGAUGAGGACAACAGCAUUGCCCUGAUGUACCAGACUAUCAGUGACCUGCCCCAGGCCAACAGGGACACCCUAGCCUUCCUGAUCAUUCAUCUACAGAGAGUCGCCCAAAGUGUUGACACAAAAAUGGACAUCACCAAUCUGGCUCGGGUGUUUGGGCCAACCCUUGUUGCUCAUGCAGUGCCUGACCCAGACCCCAUGACAAUCCUGCAGGAUACUAAACGCCAGCCUAAGGUUGUGGAGCGUUUGCUGGCCCUGCCAGUGGAGUAUUGGAGCCAGUUCAUGAUGGUGGACCAGGAGCACCCCCACCCAGACCACAUGAUCAUUGAGAAUGCCAACUGCUAUGCCACUCCUGACCACAAAGUGAGCAUGCUGGGGCCCCUCACCACUCCAGAGCACCAGAUGAACAAAACCCCAUCUACUAGUUCCCUGUCUCAGCGCAUGAAAUCCACUCUGACCAAGACACCCAAAUUUGGGAGUAAAAGCAAAUCUGCGGUUGGAUUUUCUCGCCAAGGAAACUUCUUUGCCUCUCCACUCCUCAAGUAAUCCAAAGCAGGAAUCCAUCUGGAGAGCAGCUUUGCUCAUCUGCCGGGAAACCCUGCAAUAUUCAGCGAUAAUUUUUUAAACUUUUCUACAUUCCACAUAAUCUAACAGUGCUUCUACAGCAACUAUAAACUCCUUUUUGUGUGUUUUAUAUUUCAAAAUUGUAAGAGAUGUUAUGUUUUGUGUGUCUGACCUUAAAGCAGCCAUAGUCAAUACAACUGCCAGUGUUUUUAGAGCUUUGUUUUUGGGCUCAUUUUAGAUGUUCUUCUUUUACUAUCAUAACCAAUGAAUGAUGUUUGUACAGUUUGUGGCCUGCUGUGAUUAUCCAGUAAGAGGAAUUUGUAUGCUUCGGCAUUUUUGCCUGAUUUACGUAAAAAAAAUGUUUAAUUCAAAAUACUAUUCAACUCAUGUGUCACUCAGUAGUUGAAAAUCGACUUAACUGCCAACCAUUGAAAUUGAGUUGAGCUGUUGAAGUAAGAUUGCAUGUGACAAUUCUAUUGUAUUUGUAAUGUAUGCAUUCUAAUGUCAGGCAAAUUAAGAACUCCUUUAUUUUGACCGGACAUGUUUCGUUUUCUGUUUCUAUCAGUGAAGCCACAGCAUGUGAUUUUAAUCUGAUUUUAAGAUGUUUAGCAGCAUACAACUUGGUCAAGUUUGAGUGAUUUAUUAAUCAGAUAUAUGUAUAGUAGUAAGCAAGCAGCUAUAAGGAGUGUUAAUGUGCCGAUUGCAUGUUUUAAAGGACAGCAUUUCAUAUUUUUUCAUAAUGAGUGUUCUAUAAGCUACACUCCAAAUGGUCCUUGGACCUUGUCAUAACAUGAACAGAAUAUUACUGAUGUUCUGUUGGCAUUGCAUUGGAUCUGAUCAUUUACUGCCCUCUGAUGUUUGCAUAAGAGGAGGUUGAUUUAUAUCACUGGUGUUUAUCACCAGUGAAUUUUUCAAUGGAAAUUGUGACAUUUGAACUGAUUUGUGGAGUCUGUGAUUUGUAAAAUGCUUAAUACAGUACAUUUAAAAAAA
Messenger RNA from Hypomesus transpacificus, 3096 nucleotides. It is a transcript of the gene racgap1, whose product is annotated as Rac GTPase activating protein 1. The coding region runs from base 187 to 2088 and encodes 633 amino acids. The transcript has 17 exons. Lineage: Eukaryota; Metazoa; Chordata; Actinopteri; Osmeriformes; Osmeridae. Gene Ontology annotation, biological process: signal transduction. The record is from RefSeq and is a predicted model, not a curated record.